Messenger RNA from Myripristis murdjan (pinecone soldierfish), 8287 nucleotides. RefSeq names its product myomixer (gene mymx). Lineage: Eukaryota; Metazoa; Chordata; Actinopteri; Holocentriformes; Holocentridae. The coding region runs from base 337 to 7572 and encodes 2411 amino acids. The record is from RefSeq and is a predicted model, not a curated record. Gene Ontology annotation, molecular function: phospholipid binding; protein binding. The transcript is spliced from 33 exons.
ACAGUUCCUCAGGAGAAGCCUCUCUUCAGGCGCUGCCCACCUUGGCACAGCGCUGCGCCACGUCUGGGACCGCGUUCGAUCCCAGGAGUCCAAGGAAGCCAUCCUCGGCUGUGUGCUGUGCAUUCUCAACAUGCACAAGAAGGUGGAGAACUGAGCUCUGCCUUCCACUUUCUUUUCACCCUCUCACUUGCUUGCUGAACAGAGACUGGACAAAGAGGGAAGAGAGGCAGAGAGGACAAAGGGAUGUGAAAGACUUUUUAUCAUUGCUGCUUUGGACUUCAGCAUUAUUUUUGUUUUUUGUUUUGUUUUGUUUUUGGUCUUAUUGCAACACUGGCCAUGUCGGAGAGCAUUGUGAGGAAGGUCCAGCCCUUCACCAUUGGGACGAGGCUGUCAGUCCCUGCUGUGCCAAAAUGCCAGGAUUUUACACAGAGUUAUCUACAGAGCCAGAGUCUGGAUAACUGCACGUUACAGCACAACCUGAACGAGAGUGUUUCUCUCUACCUCAGCCGGUCCCAGGUCUGUGCGAACGGUCCAUGCCUGGUCUCACCUCUCGUCAAGCAGGUAGCCCCCGUUCAGAGCCAGCAUGAGGACAUGGCAGCCGAGGACCACCUGAACCAGAACACCGUCUCUGCCUCUGCCGUGUCCAGAUCCAUCAAGAAGAUCACCAUCUCUGGGAACAGGGAAAACUUGGAGAACAAGGUAGCAGCACCGGGACCCGUGCUGCUCCCAGGCAAAGGGUCCUCAUCUGAGAACAACAAUAACAACAACAACAUCAGCACCAACAACACUUCCAACCCUCAGCUGCCCAGGAUCGUGGGUGUGAGCUGUGAGAAUAAGCCCAGUUCACAUUUCAAGGUUUUACUCAGAAAAGACAGCAGUGAUGAUUAUCAGCCCAUUCAAGCACAAACAAGACUGGAGGUGAAUGGAGAGAAAUCCAUUCAACAGAUUUCAGCGCCCAGGCCUCGAUCACCCAAGAAAGAGCUGCAGAGGAGAGAGAGUCAGCCACACACACAGAAUGAAGGCCCAGCUGCUCUUACGUCCCAGAGUGACUGCUUUACCCAGCGCAACUGUCUCUUCAACAAGGAAAUAUUGCAGGCAGAAGCAUGGAUCAAAGGAAAGCUCCAAGACCUAAAGGAUGGCUGUAAUAUUCAGCGCUGCCCCCUGCAGGACUGGGAGGAAGCCUCGCAGACUCUUCAGAGAGACCUGAAAGACUUUGAGAACACUUUAAUUCAACUCAACCAGAUGGGCGAACAGCUGAUCUGCAAGUUGAACCCCACCUCUGACCUUGUGAAGAAGCAGCUCAGUCAGCUCAGGGACCAAUGGCAGACCCUGAAACAGACGGCAGCCAAUCAGACGAGAGCGCUGGGCGGAGCCAAGAACCUGCAGGAGUUCAACAAAAAAGUGGACAAGCUAGAGGCAUGGAUUAAAGAGAAGCAGGAAGAGGAGCCGUCCCUGGUAAAAGUCCUGGGGGAAAACGUUGACAAAAUGCAGCUGACCAGGAGAAUCUUAGAUCUGAAACAGGAUGAGCAGCUAUACAGAAACCUCCACGAGGAGAUCAACCACUUGGCCCUGAAACUUGAGAAACAAGGGAAGACAGAUGGCAAAAACAUCUCCAGCAGAAGGAAACACAUCAAUAAAAUGUACACUUUGUCCCUUAAACGGAAUUGGUGGCUGAAGGUCCAGUCUCAUCUGAAAAACUACCAUGAAAAUCUUCAACUAGCCCUGGAGGUGUCCUCAUUCUACCAGCAGGCGGAUAACAUACUCUUCGCUAUUAACAGCAUGAGGAAAAGCAUGUCUGCAUCCAAAGACCUGGAGAGCUGUGGAGACAGGGAAAUCCGUGACAUUGCGAGUCAAAUCAUGAUGCUGGACGUGACAGUCUCCCAGCUGUCUAAUCUCCAUCCUGCGCUGGCAGCUGGCGUCACGCAAAAGCAGAGUGAGGUGAAGGACUGCUGGACGCUCCUGCAGAAGGUUUUCAGGACUGACAGGACCGCACUGCCUCCCUCUGGCUCCACUUUCACCAGGGAAGAUGUCGACCCCGUGACAUCACCCCGGGAACCCCAGAGCAACGUGGGAACGGAGCCACAAAGGAUCAUGGGAAAGGAGGUGAAAGAGGAGCAGAAUCGUCUGAAAGGCUGCGUGAACGUCCGUGACUAUGGGAGUGGUAGGAGAACACCGAGCAGCCAAAGCCAGGAGCAGCAAUCCGUGAGCCACACCUCCUCACCCAAGGGAGACGGCCCCGCCCGUGUACAUGAUGUCAUGGUCAGACAUCAGUCUGAGGGGGAAAGCAGGAAACAGAGAGCUGAGCCCAAGCUUGCCACCGCCUCGCGAGGCCACCCACAGCUUCACGUCCAGCUUCAGAAGUUCACCGUGUCUGCUGACAAGACUCUGUCCUGGCUCAAAGACAAUGUGUCCAUGGCCACGCAGGUGUGUUCAAUGGCCAGCUUUGAGGGGCUGGAGGCAGCCAGGAGAUGUCAUGACGCUCUGGAACAAGAAAUCCUCACUAACAGAGCCAGGAUAGAGGUGGUCAAAAGGGAGGGCCGAGGGCUGGUCCGCGCGCAGCACCCUGGCAGUGCCAAGAUAGAGGAGUUCCUCGGCCAGCUGGAGGUCCUGUGGGACGAGUUGCGGCGGAGGCACCAGAGGAACGCCGUGUUUCUGCAGGCCUCAGAGGAGCUGGGCUUUAGGGUUGUAAAAGUGCUACAGGCCCUGGGCAGCCUGGAGGCCUGGCUGGAGUCUGUGGAGCUUUCGAUGAGAGAGUCCUCCCUAGCCGGGGACCCUGAGACAAUGAGCAUGGCUGAAAGGGAAAGCUGCCUGCUGGAAAAAGAGGUGGCGGCGCGCAGCUUGGAGCUCAACGCCCUCAGGCAGGAGGUGGACAGGCUUCGCGGUCAGAGUCACCCACAUACAAAAGGCUUGCCAGCCCGCAUGGAGGAGGUAGAAAGAAAGUACCAGCGUGUCCAGAGUGCCCUGACCCAGCAGAGCUCAGAGCUGCAGGACACGCGGAUGCUGACGGAGUUCCUGGAGCGCGUGGAGCUGGAGGAGAGCCAGGAGCUCAGUGGAAGCCAGUACAGCCUGGGACAGCCUCUCCACAGUGACAUCACCUCAGCCCCUGCCUUGCUGGGUCUUCAGAGCAGUGGUGGCGCCGAGCCCCUGAUGGAGAGUAUGGGAGACCCUGUGGAAGAAUUGCGUGAAGCUGUGGAGAUGCUGAAUGACACCGUGAGGGAAAGAGGCCGGUCACAAAGCCACGACCAGGCAAUCCAGGAGCUGCUGAGCAAGCAUGCCAGCCUGGUGGUGCAAGUGGAGGAGUGCCUGUGCUGGAGCAAGGAGCUCAGUGUGGACAUCCUGGAGAGGGAGACAGAUAUGGCCGUCAAGUGUGAGCCAGACCGCUGUGGCCUGGAGACUCUGCAGGAGCAGCAGGACCACCUGGAGAUUGACUAUGAAGUCAUCAGAGAGGAGGUAAAGGAGAUGGAGAGCCAGGCCUCUCGUUUGCAGGAGCUGUGCCCAGAGAGAGUGCACGUGCUGGCGGCCAAGGUCCAGGCAACCAUGCAGGCCUGGAUGGAGCUAGGAAAGAGCGUGCUGGAGAACAAAGCAAGACUGCAAGAGUUCGUUCAGCUCCAGGACUUCUUCAGGAGCUACCUUGCAAUGAUCUCAUGGACAGAGGAUACCCGGUCAUGUAUUUUCUCAGAUACCGCUUUACACCUUGGAAAAGAUGGACAGGAGCCACUGGCUGCAGAGCUGGACAUGCAGAUUGAGCAGAAGUUUGAGGAGUUUGAUGUGCUGGCUGCCACAGCAAGAAACCUUUUUGACAGAGAACACCACCUCACUGACAUGGUAAGAGAGCGUAUGGAGGAACUGAGGAGCAUGCUUGGGUGGAUUUUGGUGCACUGGAGGGCUCAGAAACAACAGUGGCUGCUCAAGAUGAGGAGAGAAGAGCCCUCACAAGAUAACAUCUACUCUGAGGCCACAGUGUGCUCUCCCCUCACAGAGAGUUCAGCUCCUGAGCUCGAGGUCUACGAGUCCCACCAGUCCCCAGCAGUCAGCAGCCCCUGUGAAGACAAAGCAAAGACUGCAGCAGACAGCCAAACCUCUGCCUUGCCACCCAGGCAGGCUGAGCAGCAGGAUGAGAAGCAAUCAGAGGAUGGAUACGAAGUCAUGAACAGCAUUGGAUCACAGCUGGGAGAGGCCAGCUCUUCAGAGUCCCCCAAAGCCCCCAUUUUGGUCCUCAAAGAUCCCAGCACCCCUGCGCUAGGGGGCACAGUCAACCUCAUCCUUAGCUUUGGUAACACAGGGGACAGUCAAGUUCAGGUGCUAGAACCCCCUGCUAAGAUGGAGGAGGUGGUGGAGGAGACCUCUGAACCUGUCCACAGGGUAAGUACCUAUUUGCAUGUCAAGGAUAACAACAUGGCUCUGACCCCUGUGUAUGAGAGUAUCACACUACCCCGCCAAAAGACCCGCUCUGCAGCCUCAGCCUCUUCCUCCUCUCUACUGCCAUCCUCCUCCUCCUCUUCGUCACCGUCCUCCUUAGUGCCUGCGCCACAGAUGACUAGCGUGUCUUUCCACCCUUUAACAAGGAGCGGCAGCAGCUCCAUUUUCAGCAGCCUCAAGAGAAUGGGCAAGAAGAGGAAGAGAAAAAGAGAUGCACGCAGACACACUAUCCAGAAAAUCAUGGGGGUGGAGGAGCAAACAGAUGGGGCGCCUCACUACGCCUGCGAGACAAUCACAUAUGACACUCAUACGUGGCCGCUGAAGGAGGGCCGGAGGAAGAAGAAUUCCCCAAAGAGUCAAGCCAGUGGAGAUGGAGUAGAACCCAUGGCCUAUAUAAAGAAUCCCCUGCUGAAGGACAUUGAUACAGAGUGUUCAGGAGAGUACAGCAUUACCCCAUAUGCAGUAUCAGAGGGGCCAUCCGCUUUGCCCUCCACAAGUCAGGUGAGAAGUCACUGCAGGUUCCUCUCUUUGGGUUCUGUGCUGAGCUUCGACCUGCCUAAGGACAUGAGUCUUAUCCCCAGCAUCCAAGACAUCAUCACUAUUUGCCCUCCAGAGUCCAAGAAGGGGGCAGGAACCCAUCCUGACCCACACUCCCAAAGACACACAGCCCUAAGCUCGUUCAAACAGACUCGAUCCCCUCCAGUUACAGCCAUCACCAGCAGCACUACAACCUGUCCUGAAACACAGGCUCCAACAGUUAUAGUGAAAGAUUUGCCUGAAAUGGAUAAGAGACUGCUAACACCUCCGCUUCCUUCCCUGGAUGAAGAUGAUGAUCAGACCGUACCAUGUAAUGACCUAUCUAAAACCCAGUACAGCUGCUCCGGGGUCGUCAGUCUUCAUGAAGAUACAGAACAAGAGUGGGACAAAAUGUCAGCAGUGCUCAACACCAGCAUAUCUCAUGUUGUGAUGGACGGGACCAUUCAGCCUUCGCAGAAGCCUGAAAACAAUCUGCUGAAUGGGACCCAAGCUCACAGUCCCACUACAGCCACACACAGGCACGAAUGCCCUAGCGUCCACACACUCAUUAAAGACCUAAAUGGACAUCAGUACCAUAGAAGACCCCAGAAUGUGUAUGAAGAAAGCCCUGGACCUCAGCUGACCCAAUGCCUGAGCCAGGCUUCUCACAUGGUGGUGAAUCUCAAGUCAACGAUGAGUGUAAGUGUUCGACAGGACUCAGUGGACUCUGGUGUCUCCAGCUUAGGCAGCUUCAAGCUAAGCACUGAUGCUCCAUGUCCAGACAACCCACAGCCCAAGGGAGUGGUAGGGAGGCUCAUGUCCCUGGAGGUGGGGGGUAUAGAUUAUGCAAAAACACAGAUGAACAGUCGGGCAUCUUCAGGUCCAUCUCCAGACUUGUCUCCAGACUCUGAAACAGAACCUGUCCAUCCAGACCACCAGCAGUUUGAAGAGGAAGAAGAGGAGCUGGAGGACAUCUGGAACCGCACCAAUGGCUACAGGCAGAGUAUCUGCUCUGACAUCAUGUAUCAGCUCCACCAGGAAGAAGCUGGUGUACCUUCACACCUGUCUAGAGAGCCCCCCUCCCCCUCCCCUUCACCUAAGGCCCAGGCUGUGCUCUACAGGAAGCUGAUCACAGCCUCGGCGCCCAACCUCCUCGUGGCUGAGUUCAAACUGCCAUCCUACAUCCAGAGCUUGCUGGGCUAUGACAAGGAGCAGAGUCCCAAAAACCAGCUCCCUCCUCUGGCCAAAGGAGACAGGAGGUCCUGGGCAGCCUUUCCCAACAGUGAACAAACCUGUAAGCCGUCACUGGUAGUGAAUGAGACAGCAUCUGAUCCAGUGAGGCUACCGGACAUAGAAGAUAAUAAAAGAUACAUUUAUCAAUACAGAGAGGAUGAGGAGGAGGAGGAGGAGGAGGCAAAGGUGGGGGAGGAGGUGGAAGAGCACACAGGUAGUUCGAAGGAUCAAUCUAUGAGUUUACUGUCAGUUCAUAUGGAUCUAGAUGGGCUCUGUCAGCAGAGAAUAGCCUCUCAAAGCCUGGAAGACAUAGCAAAGCAUGAACAACUCAUGGCCACAGGAGGGCGAUGUAAUACUGUGAGUGGAAAGCCUGAGCUUCAAUCUAUGGAGGGAACCCUUGAGAGGAAGCAUAAGCUGCAGCUGGGAGGGAAGAAAGCAGCCUCCAGAGCCUGGAACUCCUACCACGCCGUCCUAUAUAGAAACACCUUAUGCUUCUAUCAGGAUAGAAAGGAUACACUGCGGAGUUCUGUGUGUGGCCUGCCUCUGAACCUCAUUGGAGCUGAGUGCUCACCUGCACCAGAAUACACCAAAAAACCCAACUGCUUCCGCCUGCGGUUGCGUGAUGGGUCUGAAUAUCUGCUCAAUGCCUCGUCACGCUUCAUGAUGAAGAAAUGGAUGCUAAAAAUACAAGCAAACACUGGUCAACAGAGUGAGCCCGUGUCCUCGGUAUCAAGUGACCCUGUCAAUCGAGACCUCCCUCUUUCCUCAAACCCCUCUGUCUGCUCCGCUUGUCACGGUCGGACCAAAUGCCACUGUUCCUCCCGACAUGAUGUCACUUCCACCUUCCCCAGGCGCAAACCCACAGGCGCCGCCCAAGCCAAAGAGAUUGUUGUCCUCACCAGGGAGUUCAGUCACAUGCCACAGAGCCAUUUAAAGAGCUUGGAUCAGCAGCCUCCCAUCUCAUCCUCAUACGCAGGUUGCUGUGAUGAUGAUUUUGGUAGUUUGAGACAGACAGUGACUCAGAGGCUGUCUGGAGGAUCCAGAAACAACACGUCUUUGUCCCCUCACUCCCCUGUCUCCAGUGGUCAGGACUGGCUGAGCAACAAACGUCGCUCUCACUCCUUCACAUCAGCAACGUAUCAGAAGAUCAAACCGACGAUGCAGCCUCCUGGAAGUGGAGGCCGGGAAGGCGGCUCAAACUACUCUGUGACUCUGGUGAUAGGGGACAAGUCAUCGGAAAGCCCGUCCAUAAGCAGAAGCACUGAGCCUUCCCUGCUGGGCGUGGCUGGGUGGCAGCAGGAUGCCUACCAGGACUCUGCUCUGAGGAGCUACGCCAGCCUGCCACGGCCACGCAACAAGUCUGUCUUCAAGAAAUUCUUUGGGAAAAAGGACGGACACCUCUGAGGUCUGGAUGAGCUCUGAAGGUUUCCCAAAGAAACGUUUUACAAAUAUCUUUUUUUUAAUGUGCAGUGCACAUGAUUGUUGAAGAGUAAAAAAUAGCUACUGCAGAUGAUAUUUAUGUUUGGAAGAGUUGCCACAAUUCUAUUUUUGAUGUGCUGUAAGAAGUGAAAAGACACUCUGUUAUUGGUUGCUUUUAUUAUUGAGACAGCUGUUACUCAAAGUUCACAUCUUUCUUUUUUAUUUCUCUUGUGUGUGACAGGAACAAUAUUGUGUGUGCGCACUGUGUAGUUGUAGGUGUGAUGCAUUGAAAGGCACAUUGUCCCACCAACCUCAUGUUCUUAUCUGUAUUUGUCUGUUGUGUUUUUGGAUUGUUGUGUUUUGGGGUAAACUACCAUGUAUAUACAUUACACCUACAUGCUCUGUGGGGAGGCCUUGCCAGAUUUAAAGACUGAUAACAUCACAACAUCACCACAAGUUAGUUAUUAACCACAUGAACUCAUACCACUUACUGUACAAUGUUAUUACAGCUCCCUUUGCCUCUGAUUUACAGUGUGUCAGACAGACCAGACACGGUGCACCAAAAGAUAUUCUGCCUACCUACACCACACCAUAAUCAGCAGUUUGAUACUGCUUGUGCUUGAUUGAUAUUACCAUUUUAAUUACUAAUUUUAGACAGGGAUAUUCAUAAUAAAACAUCAAUAUCCAGUGAUUUGCUUUG